GGCCCCGCCGUCCGCCGCGGCUGUGGCCGCCGCGCCCAUGGCCCAGCGGGCGCCCAGGGGGCAGGGGCAGGACGAGGAGGAGGGAGCGGAGGAGGAGGCGGCGGCGAGGGGCAGCCAGGCGCGGGCCAGGAGCCAUGCGGAGCCCGCGGCGAGCGGCGGCAGGACCCAGGACCGGCAUGAGAGGAAGCGGAAGAGGCAGGAGGCGCAGCAGCUGCAGAAGAUCCAGCACUUGGAGUCUUUCUAUGAGAAACCUCCCCCUGGGCUAAUUAAGGAGAAUGAAACAAAACCAGAAGACUGCAUACCUGAUGUACCAGGCAAUGAAAGUGCACGAGAAUUCCUGGCACAUGCUCCAACCAAAGGGCUUUGGAUGCCUUUGGGAAAAGAAGUCAAAGUUAUGCAGUGUUGGAGAUGUAAACGUUAUGGACACAGAACAGGAGAUAAGGAAUGCCCAUUCUUUAUUAAAGGGAAUCAGAAGUUGGAACAAUUUAGAGUAGCACAUGAAGAUCCAAUGUAUGAUAUAAUAAGGGAAAAUAAGCGUCAUGAAAAAGAAAAGAGGAUACAGCAACUGAAGCAGCUCCUGGAGGACUCUACCUCAGAAUCUGAUAGCAGUGAUGACAGUGAUGACGAUGAUGAAGAUGGCAGCAGCUCCACUUCCUCAGAACAUAAACACAAGAAGAAAAAGAGAAAAAAGGAAAAGAAAAAGAAAGAAAAGAAGAAGAAGAAAAAGAGGAAGCAUAAAUCAUCCAAAUCUAAUGACAAGUCAGAAUCUGACUGACGGCAGUCACCUGCUGCAUGCUCAUUGACCUCUCUACUUGUGAACUGCGAGGAAAGAUCCAAAGAAUGAGGAGGAAAACACCAGAAAGGGCUUUAUUAAACUUGAAACAUACAUGUGUAUGCAUACAGCAUCCUACACUGGCUUCCUCUUCUGCCUCUCUGCAGCCAGAAAGAAGAAAGCUGCAUUGAACCAUAUCCUUGUGCUGUAAAACACAUGCUGAGACUCAUCCAGCUUGGUCAGAUGGGGCCUCUGCAUUGCUGCCUGUGACCAGCAGCAGAAAGCAGCGACCACCAAGGGAUCACUGACAAACCUGUAGCAUUAGCAGACUGUCUGUUGAAGUGUCUUUACUCCAUGAAGUUAUUUUAUCAUCUACAAAGCCUCAUUGUACCAGGACUGCAGUUUGCACCAUGCAGAGCACUGAGGGUUCCCUUCCAGUGCUUGUAAUGAGCAGGUUGUACUGUAUUUUCUUCUGCGCAUACAUGCUGAACUUCUGUGUACUUAUCCUAAUAUUGGCAGCUAGGGAAAUAAAGAUUUCUGCUGCAGGGGAAAAAAGGUAAUCAAGGGGAUUUAUUUUAAGACAAAAUUGCAGCAUCAGCAAGACUUGAUUUUUUUUUUGGUGUGUGUGUAACAAAAUCUCAACAUCACCAUCAUUAAUACACAAUUCUGAAACACCCGAAGUGAAACAUCUCCAGUGUCUAAACCGCAGAAUUGGGAGCCAAAACUGUAAGGAGGUAGUAGGUUUAGUUAUUUUAAAAGGGGGGUUCCACAUAAGAAAUUUAAAAGAUUAAUUUCUGCAUAUUCUGCAGUAUCAGUUGUUUUGAUACAAGUUAAGGGAGGUUUCCUUUUUAAAAGGCUUGGGGGUAAUAAAUUCCCACUUUUUAUGUUUACUAGAUUUGAUGGGGUAACAUUUUUUUGAAUCAUCCCACAAGAAUAUAAAUGUGUAAGGCUCUCAAAAUGGCUUUCAACUAUAUGCAUGAAACCACAAUAAUAGUAAAGAAUUUGUAAGCAGGAAGCAGAGAACAUUUUAUGUACUUAGGAGACCUCACAUAUUGACCACGCUUUUAAAUAAUCUUGCAGACUCCACCAGGAAGAUGGAGAUCGCUAUAAACAGCAGUUUACAGUAACCAACUCUCUUUGAAGCCUCAAGGUACAUUAGUACAGAGCUGUGAAUUGAGGAACUAGAUGGUGGAUAUUGGUACUGUGCAAAAGGAAAGAGAAACCUGGAUUUGCUUUGAAAGAACUGCUAUAGAAUUUAGUCUCUGUGGGUAUGCUCAGAUUGAAAAAAAACCCCACAUGAUACAGCUCUAAUACAGUAGAGUGAACAUUAACAGUGAAAUCAAGGAGUCGUAGAGUACAAUGCAGCUAAGAUAUUGUUUUAUUUUCUUCAAAACUUUGGAAGAGAGGACAAGCGAAAGUGUAAAUUAAAAUGUUUUUUCUCCCUCCUACAUAUCUUAGAGUGGUUUAGAAAAAAUAACCCCCCCAUUCCUUGCCAGUCAUUCACAAUAUGCUCUGAGGAAAAACAAGAUAAGCAAGGCCUACUUACAAGAAGUUUCUGUAUCAUAUUCCCAGACCUUGAAGGUAGAGCUGUAUUUUGUCUUGUAUUUAGCAAGUCUCCCUGUGAUGGGAUUUACUGGUGACUCAUGGUAGUUCUCUGUAUCAGCACCAUUAUCAAAUCCUAAGGGCCUUGUUCUUUCACCAGAAAAAGAUUUAACAGCUGAAAUAGCAUAGGAGUAUCUAUAAUGGACUGAUUCUCUUGGCCAGGUUGGACUGGGCUCUGGGCAACCUGGUCUAAUGGGAGGUGGCCCUGUGUGUGGCAGGGGGUUGAAACUAGAUGAUCUUUACAGCCCCUUCCAACCCAAACAAUUCUAGGAUUCUUGUAUUGCCACACUUGGGGCUGAGAUUAAUGCAUUUAUAGAUUAUUGAACAGAUGCUGGAAGCCUGAUACUGACCUGAUGCAUUCCAAGAAAACUCUUACUCAGGCUUGUCUAGAGCAGGGCUAACUUAGGAUCUCUUCAGUUACUUCAGCUUUUGUCAUUUAAGAUUGUUCUGAUGCUCAGUUUAAUAAACAAAUUCAGUUUUUCCUUUA
This is a messenger RNA of Camarhynchus parvulus, 2861 nucleotides long. It is a transcript of the gene RP9, whose product is annotated as RP9 pre-mRNA splicing factor. The transcript is spliced from 6 exons. Lineage: Eukaryota; Metazoa; Chordata; Aves; Passeriformes; Thraupidae. The record is from RefSeq and is a predicted model, not a curated record. The coding region runs from base 38 to 775 and encodes 245 amino acids. Gene Ontology annotation, biological process: RNA splicing.